Messenger RNA from Salvia hispanica, 1339 nucleotides. RefSeq names its product Nucleotidylyl transferase superfamily protein. Gene Ontology annotation, molecular function: ATP hydrolysis activity; nicotinamide-nucleotide adenylyltransferase activity. Gene Ontology annotation, cellular component: cytoplasm; nucleus. The record is from RefSeq and is a predicted model, not a curated record. NCBI's taxonomy places the organism in Eukaryota, Viridiplantae, Streptophyta, Magnoliopsida, Lamiales, Lamiaceae.
UAAACGACAGCGUUUAACGUUUUUACCCGCAAAGGGACGACACUCUUGCAAUCCGAUAGCCUAAUUAUGGACGCUUCGGCACGAGCGUUGGUGGAGGCCAUCCACGCCACUCCCACUCAGGCCGUACUCCAUUUCGCCGGCGGCGGUUCUCAGGCGCUCGGGUGGUUGAUGUCUGUGCCGGGAGCUUCGAAUACUGUUCUAGAAGCAGUCGUGCCGUAUUCUAGAAUGUCCCUCGUCCAGUUACUCGGCAAGGUUCCAACUCAAUUUGCCAGUCGACAGACUGCGGAGGACAUGGCGUUAAUGGCGUACAAUAGAGCUAUAGUGCUUUCCAAUCCAGGUUUUCCGGCUCUUGGUGUGGGUUUCAGUGGUUCUCUGGCCAGCUCGCGCCCCAAGCUUGGGGAUCACAGGUUUCAUGUAUCAACAAGAACAUCUGACCAGCUUUUGUCAUCUACAGUAACCUUGUCUAAGGGUAUGAGAACACGUGAACAAGAGGAUAAAGUUUCUAGCCAGUUUGUAUUGAAGGCAAUAGCAUAUGCUUGCAAGGUUCCGACAACAUUCAUCUCCGAGCUAACUGAUUCCGAAGUUCCUGAUGAAUAUAAAUUGCAAUUCAAUGAAGAUCAGGAAUUGGAGCAACUUAUCAAUGGUGAAAUAUGCUUUAAGGUUUACCCCUUUUCAAGUGAUUUUUCGACGGCUGAAAGGAAGAUAAUUCUCCCAGGCUCUUUUAAUCCCUUGCAUGAUGGCCACCUAAAACUCUUGGAAGUUGCUAUGAACAUUCUUGGUGAAGGAUACCCAUGCUUUGAGUUGUCAGCAGUGAAUGCAGACAAACCUCCACUUACCGUGUCAGAAAUCAAACGCCGUGCUAUGCAAUUUGAAAAAGUUGGGAAGACUGUCAUAAUAUCCAACCAGCCAUAUUUCUACAAGAAAGCCGAACUUUUCCCUGGCAGCGCAUUUGUGAUUGGUGCUGACACUGCAGCAAGGCUUAUAAAUCCCAAGUAUUACAGUGGCGAUUAUGGGAGAAUGUUAGAAACUCUAUUAGGUUGCAAAAGCACAGGCUGUGUCUUCCUCGUUGCUGGUCGGAACAUAGACGGCAAGUUUAAGGUUGUUGAUGAUCUCGAUAUUCCAGCGGAGCUAAGGGAUUUGUUCAUUCCGAUUCCACCGGAGAAAUUUCGGAUGGAUAUAUCGUCCACUCAAAUCAGGAAGACUCAAGGAAUGCUCUGAAAACAAUGUGUAUUCUAUACACAUGUUUUAUUUUUAAUUUUUUUUUUUUUUUGUGAUUGAAAAUAUAUCUCUACUGGAAUACUCUAAAUAAAGUGAUUUUGUAUACAGAUUUUAUUUAUUU